CGGGAGCGGCGGGACCAUGUCGAAGGUGACCUUCAAGGUGACGCUCACCUCGGACCCGCGGCUGCCCUACAAAGUGCUGAGCGUGCCAGAGAGCACCCCUUUCACAGCGGUUUUGAAGUUCGCCGCGGAAGAAUUCAAAGUUCCCGCAGCAACAAGUGCCAUUAUAACAAAUGAUGGAAUAGGAAUAAACCCUGCACAGACAGCAGGAAAUGUGUUUCUAAAACAUGGUUCAGAUCUGCGGCUUAUUCCCAGAGAUCGAGUGGGGAGUUCCUAACGACUGCUGAAAGCUUUGGAACAAGUGACGUUGCCAUGCAGCCAAGUUGUAUUUAUUUUGGAACUCAGCUAAUGGAUUGGCCAUCUUUAAAGUGAUCAAAAAUAACACCCCAUAAUUUGAUCUUCUUUCUAAGAGAUAAGGUAUCACUCUCAUAUAUAAAAUACAUUAAAUCAAACAUUCAUUCUUCUUUGACAAGAAGAAGAACCGACUUGUUCUGUGUUAUCUUCCUGAAUGAAAGAUGGACCACUCUAAAAGUGUUACUGAAAUCAGAAGGGCAAGCCCACAACUGCAUGAAGAGAUCUAAAAUAAUUUUUAUUUUGAGCCCACUCAGUAGAAAGCAGAGAUUAUUAUGAUUUUGCUAUAAUGAAAUUGUUCUUUACUGAGUGCUAAACAUUUUUUWAUUAAACUAUUAUAUGUACUCCCACAUUCAAAAGAACAUUUUGUCCCAAAUAUUUAGCUCAAAUAGAAGAGAUAUUUCAGGGAUUUAUUGCAGAAUAAAGUAAAUAACUGCCAAAUGUUCUAAAGUAAUUGUAAGAUGAUGACGUUAUUUUAUGGAAGGGAAAAUGCAGAGAUAUCUUUUAAAAUUUCACUUGACAUUCAUUGCAGAUAAGCAUAUUUCAUAGAGUUUGGUACCUGAUCUCUUCAAAUUAAGUGCCAUCAGCUGAAAAGGGUUUUGUCAUAAUUUGGGAAUGUAUAGGUAUUGGUCAAAUACAUCAUUCUUUUUCUCAGUAGCCUAAUUUUGUUUAAUUGUAAACAUCUUGUUUGUUACUGUGUGUUACAAGGGAACCACAUAAAAGUCACUGAAAUGUUUGUGUUCAGGUAAUACACUUGUUUAUGGAAUAGACUAUAAAAUGUAUAUUUAAGAGAAGUAAAUGCUUUUUUUUGUUUUUCUUGAACUGAUACUGUUAUUUUGUAAUUUARUAUAUUACUCUGUUGCAUUUUAUCUGUCUUACUGAGAUUGUACAGGACAGCUCUAUUUGUAACAGUAAUCAUGGUCCGAAAGGAUGUCCAGAUGAUAGUGGUAGAUGUUACAGGAGUAAAAAAUGCCUUCCUGAAUUGGCACAAAGGAACCAUGUAGAGGAAAACUCUUCUGAAGAUGAUAUUUGACAAUAAACAUGUUCCAGCUCUAAAAAUGGUUAUUUGUGCUGGGUUUUCCUUUACUUUAGUAAGCAAUAUGGAUGGAAAGAAGGUCGAAGCUGUUUGUUCCUUUUUUGUUUUCUUAGUUAGAUUUUCACAAUAAAUUAAAAACUCUGUGCUUUAACCUUUUAAUCAACCUGUGAUAGUCAAUGUGAGAUUCAUCUCAAGCCAGAAAAUUCGUAUUAUGCAGGGUUCUACAGAACACUGAUUUUAAGGGCAGAGUUUAACUUUUCUAUUAAUCCAGUGCCACUGUGUAAUUAGAAUGAACAAGAUUAAUUGCUUCCAAUCAUUAUCUGCAAAAUUAUCGGCUGAAUACCUGACAAAAAGCCUAGUAUUGGAAUAUUAUAAAUAGGAAGUUUCCUGUCUAAGCAUGCAAUACAGUUCUAGAAAGGCUAUCAUGGCUAAAUGCAAUUAAGAUAACUUAAUGUUUAUAUGGACGAGAGCUGGAUAAAAUAAUUUCAAAUCAUGACUAAUGUUUAUUACACUUAUUUAGG
Nothoprocta perdicaria is the source of this 1905-nucleotide messenger RNA. RefSeq names its product ubiquitin fold modifier 1 (gene UFM1). The transcript has 6 exons. Lineage: Eukaryota; Metazoa; Chordata; Aves; Tinamiformes; Tinamidae. The record is from RefSeq and is a predicted model, not a curated record. Gene Ontology annotation, biological process: protein K69-linked ufmylation. Gene Ontology annotation, cellular component: nucleus; cytoplasm. Bases 17 to 274 code for a protein of 85 amino acids.